AAUUCAGUCAAUUUUUGGGCGAGGAAAUGUGAAUAUCGAAUUCUCGCGUGGGUCGUCUGGAUUGGCAGAUCUUUAAGAAACGUUGAGAUUUAGUUUUGAUAGUUAGGGAAUGGUGAAUUCUUCUAGAAAAUAAAUUUACAGUCAAGUGAGGAAGAAUCUAGCUUUUAUUUCCAUAAAAAUAUGAUAAGUGAAAAGUGGCAAAAGGUAUUAAAACGUUGAUUGUUAAAACUAAGUUAGUGUUUCAAAUAAUUACAAUGAUUCCUGAUAAUCGUCUUAAGCGAACUAGGCUAAGGCUUAGUAGGGGUUUGCUGUUGUUGGUGAUGUCUCUGCUGAUCGAAGAAAUCUACGGUCAAGCUUGCUAUUCCGAAACCUUCAACUUCGAAAGCAGCCCCCAUGUGAACCCGGAAAUAUCGGCUCUCGACGUUGAAAAGGCCAUCGCUACCCACCAGGUGGAAAAUGUCCGCUCAGUAACGGUUUCAGCCCUAGGAAACUUCAAACUAUUCUUAACCGCUACAAUCAUUGAUCAAUCACAACUGGUAAUAAGUACUACUGCUGCCUUUGAGAAUUACCUGCAGACUGAAACAUCGGAUACGCUGUAUUGUGUCCUAGAUUUUACUUGCACAACCGGCACUAAAAGCAUCCGAUUCCAAGCUCGUUUGAAGAGCGAAAAUAUUCAUGCACCCGAGUUUCGAUUGGCGGAGUACACGAUAAAGCUUCCGUUACCACUGCCCAAGGAUUUCAUCGUAACACAGUACAUUGAGGGGGGAUCCAUCAUAGCUAGAGAUGCUGAUAUCUCCGGAAAUGUUAUAAGCUUUUCACUGGAUGGCAACGAUUACUUCUCCGUAGCAUCUGUAUCCAGUGGAACAAAGGAGUACGAAGCAGUGCUGAAAACAACGAGAACUAUCUUGAGUUUCGAAAAUGAAGUGACGCUGCGGCUGACUGGCACGGAUAGCUUCGACCCCCCGAAGAGCGGUUCAACGGUUGUGAAGAUCUCCGGGGACCCUAUUAUCCAGUACGUCGAACCGCCCAAGUUCCAGCAAUCUCUGCAUAUGGCCUCGUUCAAACGAUCGGAACCAUUUCGGCCCAUCGAGGCAAGCCUUGAACCGAAUACGUUCGACAGCACCGUUACAUUUGUGCUGUCCGGCGAUGAUGAGGGUUGGUUUACGAUCACGAAGGAUGACGAUCGAGGCGGUGUAAGUGUAGCUUUGAAGUCGGCGCCCGAAUUACCAGCCGAGCAGUCUUUCUUUGGCGUAGUGGUGACGGCAACUCGGCAAGAAGCUGUUCUACCGGGAAGAACCGCCGUUGUGGUGGAACUCGAAACAGAGGUGCAAAUUCAUGCGAGAUUUGUAGAGGACGUUUAUUCUGGAUCUUUGGAUGUUGAUAAGAAAAUCGUACUGGAUAAAGACAUCGAAUUGGUCCAUGAAUCGGUGGGAGAAGAGUAUACCAUUGAUCUCUCUGGAGAUGAUGCGCAAUAUUUCAGCGUUGAAAAGGAUGGAUACGGUGUUAAACUGCAGGUUUCCGCAUUACUCACAGAUGAAGUGUUGAGGGAACGCGUUGUGUUUCACUUCACCAUCAUAGCUAAUAAGGAAGGAAACUCCGGAAUGACUUUCGUAGUUCUUGAAGUUAAACAAAUCGGUGGACCCAAAUUUUCCGAGCUAUACUACGAAGGGGUCAUUUCUGAAGACCUUACUACAAACAUUCCGCAAGUUGUCAUCGAAGAAGAAAGCUAUCGAGCCGGACUGAAAUUUUCAUAUUCAGGAGAUCAAAUUGAUUAUUUUGAUUUUGAGGAAAAUGGGAAUACAAUCAGUAUCACCUCAAAACCAUCACUUUUUGACAAUUUAGAUGGUUUGGCCUUUAUUUUGAUUAGAAUUGGGGGAUCUUUGGAUGAGAAGAUUGUAUCAGAGUCUUUGGUGAUUUUAAAAGUAAUCAGAAUAGACAUAAUUACCCCUCAAUUCAAUGAACCGUUCCUUCAAGGUCAAAUAACUAAAAAGACAAUGGAGCUGACUGAAUUGAAGAUCACAUUAAGCAGCGACACCUACAGCCAAGAGACGAGUUUGGUUCUGAAAGAUUCAAGCAACUUAUUUGAACUGGUUGAAUCCACAAUCCCCAACGAACGUCUUUUGAAGCUGAAAACAGGCACUACCGAAUUGCCCGAAAACCACUAUUCUCUAUUCGUGGAAGCAACCAAUCAAAAAUCCAUCACAACCUAUUGCUUCAUUUUGAUAGAUGUCCUCGAAGAUCCGGUGAUAGUUCCCAAAUUUGAAAGGCUUGUGUAUGAAGGGCUCAUAGACGAUCAAAACCGAUUGGAGGACCUAAAACUGAAACUGACCUCUGAUACCUAUGACGAUCAGAUUGAUUACGACCUUCUCAAUGACGAUUACGAACUGUUCAAAGUAGAAAAGCUUACCGAUACUAAGGAGAUCCUGAUAAGCUUAAAAGCUCCACUUUCGCCAGAAGAAAUAUCCAACCGCAACCGGUUGCGAUUCGAUGUUCAAGCGCGAUCGCCUCAAGGAGCGCUAACAAUGGUUCCGGUGAUCAUCCAGAUUCAAACGGCAAUCGCAAAGCUACCGAAAUUCGAGCAACCCCUGUACAAAACCGUAAUCGGAACAAAUUUGCAGUUGAUCCCAUUUACGGAUCCGAUACAGCUUACGGAAGAAACUAGGGCCCAGGAUCUCAGCGUUAGGAUUCUUUUAAGCAAUUCGGAUUUGUUUGAGGCCGAAAUCGAUUCGGAGUCUACGGUUGUCAGCAUUCGACUGAAGCAGGACCUAACGCUGGAGGAUACUGCAGGUGUCAGCUGGUUCGAAUUUGUACUGGAAGUCAGUAACGAAGGGGUGGGAUCGGGCUAUGCAACUAUUCUAGUUGAUAUCGAAAGGAUUCCGGUACCGGAAUUUACGGCCAGUAUCUACGAGGGGACGAUCAAAGAAGGAUCCAACGAGUUUGUGUUUCCCGAGGCGAUUGCGCUGAGAGAAGGUACCAAAUCCACCGGCAUCGUGGUGGACGUGGAUGGCGAUGAUUCUUCCUUGGUCGUGGUAAAGUUGAACGAAGAUUUCAGCGUGACUGUCACGUUGGACGAAAGCGUCACUGUCCAGGACCUGAAAAACCGAAAUCAACUUAGUUUCGUAAUCGAAGCCCAAAACCAGGCAAAGGGAAUAGGCUUUGCCUCGAUAGUAUCGAAGAUCAUUCGACCGGUAGCAGUUGCAUUUACGAAGCCUUCUUUCAGUGGUGUUCUAAAAGAGGGUUCGAGUACUGUAGAUUUCAGCGGAGAUGCUAUCGAAUUCGUCGAUGGAUCAGUUUCCGAAACUACCACAUUGACUUUACUCGGGGAUGAUUCCAGUUUUUUGGAUGUUUUGUUAAUUGAUGGAGUAAUCGAAGUAUCUCUGAAGGUACCUUGGAAUAACAUUCGCAAUAGACCCUUUUUGAACAUCAUGCUACAGGGCACAAAUCCGGAUACUGAAACAGCUUCAGCUUCUCUGCUUGUUAAUGUCGUUAAUAAUCCAGUUGUAACACCGGUAUUCACAAAAACGUUCUAUCGUGGCUUCCUGCCGAAGGGAUUACACGAAGUAAAUUUUGCUGCCGCAGAAAUCAUCACAAUCCAAGAGGACACCAUCACUACAUCGUUCAAUUAUCGAGUUGUUGAAAACGAUCACGACAUGUUCCUAGUAACAAAGGAUGGAAAUCAGUUUCACGUCACCCUCAAAUCCGACCAGAAUGUUGAAAAUCGAGAUAUCCUCAGCUUCCAAAUUGAAGCCUACAAUCUGUAUGGAGCUACCGAUUCUGCCACAGUGAUUGUCAAUAUUCAAAUGGACGAAAUCAUCGUUCCCCAGUUUCAGCAAACCAUUUACAAAGGGUCGAUUGAAGAACAAUCUUCAACGCUGGAAUCACCUGAAAUCACAUUCAAACCCGAUACUUUCACUGCAAAUACCGAAGUAGUUACGGUCGAUGGAGAUUCCGCAUGGUUCACAGCACUCUACGAAAGUUCCAAAGUAACGGUUACCCUAAACCAAGAACAACCCAUCAACUGGGAUGAACUAUCCGAUCGUCAUAACCUAAAUUUCCUGCUUCAAGCAACCAAUCCAGGUAGUCAACCUUCGAAUACCUUCAUAACCCUCGAUAUUAUUCGAACAAAACCAACCAUCCCAAAAUUCAAAAGCCCAGCAUUCAUCGGAUAUUUGGAGCAGGGAGAUCGCCAAGUCAAGUUCAACCCCAACGAACACAUUGAACUUGAAUCUGACACCGUUCUACCCGGAAGUGGAUUAGAGCUGUUGAAUGACGAUUCGGACCUUUUCUAUGGCGCGAUUAACGACAAUCGAUUGACGGUAGCGCUUAAAGAAAGUGUCACCGAAGAUGAUCUAAAUGAUAAGCGCAAUCUUCGAUUUAGUGUUGUGGUGACCAAUCAGCCAUCGGGUAGCAGUGGCUCAGCUGUCGUUAUCGUUGAGUUGCGUUUCGGUGAGACUUCAACCAUGAGAAGACCCAGCUUCGAGAAGGCAGUCUACAGUGGCAGUUUUGAUGACGAUUAUACGCUUACACUGGGCGAAGAAGUUAUGCUGAGCCAGGACGACAGCUACUCCGAAGAUAUUACUGUACGAAUUCUCGAUUCCAAUAGUAAUCUGUUCUCGUUGAAUCGGAAUGGCCGGAAAGUGGAACUGUUGUUGGCGAGAGAUGUUACGGCAGAAGACUUUCGAGAUUUGGAAUAUGUCUUCGUAGCAAUCGAAGCCACUAUUCCGGACGAGGGUUCAGGAACAUGUUUCAUGGUUAUAAUGCUUCCAGAUGAAAAAGAUGGCACCUGCACCGAACGGCCACCCAUAUUUGACUGUACCGAGUGCUUCGACUGCUCGACUGGACUGCCGCUGGACGAUGUUCCGGUAUUUUCCUACGGCAACUACCGGUUCGCCAUCAAAACGGAAACCCUGGGCAUGGUAGGGCUGGUGCGGGCCCUAGCCAAAGACCCCUCGGCGGUGAUCGAACACCGCGCCCUGAUCGAUCAUGAUUACCUAAAGGAAAGAGUUUCUUUUACAAAAGAGGGAAUUUUGCGAGUUGAUCAACAGUUAGCUUCCGAUCACUAUUCCUUCUUGGUGGAAGCGAUCAACGUAGAUUCCAAAAAACUGGCGACAGUCAGUGUGACGUUGGAUGUAACUCAGGAUCGGGAAUGUCCUGCGAACCCAGAUGAUCCCAAGGUCGUAAGCGUUGAAAAGGCUCUGGUGGUAUUGUCGCUCCAGGAGGAAUCACCGCAUCCAAACGUCUAUCCCACACAGCUUGGCCAGUGUGAAUAUGAAAUGAUCGACGAACGACCAAAUGGGGAAUCGAUGUACUUCUCCGUUGACUCAGAAACGCAUUGGUUAACUGCGAAAGCUUUCGAUCGAGAGAAUGCGGAGCUUUUCCAGGGCAUGACGAUUCCCCAAUUUCAGUUACGCUUGCAGCUUGUAUGUCCUAACGAGGAACCUCAACCGGAACCAGAGAGUAGAUUAUUCAAGCGAUCUUUGAUUGAGACCGAAGACAUUAACUACGCUCGAGACGUCACAGUGAUCAACGUCAUUGUAGAGGAUGUCAACGAUAACGAUCCCUACUUUGUGAAUCCUUCGGGGAAUGUUAACAUAGGCUAUCCGACGGCAUCGAUUGCCGCAAACCUGUUGCUGCCUGAGUUGAUCACAGUUCAAGCUGAGGAUAUUGAUGAAGGACUGAACAGUAAAAUUCGAUAUAGCGUUAAAAGCAAUGAGCAUUUCGCUGUAGAACCUAACAGUGGUCGAGUUUUCCCAUUGAAAGAUGCUUUGAAGUCUACCGAUACGAUAGACCUGAAGGUUUUAGCCACUGAUCGAGACGGAGCUGACGAUGGAAGGUCUACGGAGUUGAUUCUUAAAGUUCAUAGGCUAGAAGCCGAUAACCUGGUGAUGCUGAAGAUAGAAGGCGUUGAUAUGGCGUCCACCGUAAUAGACUCGAUCAAUAGUAACUCUGAGAAUAUAACUCUUCAAAUAUUGACAUCUGCCCGAAUUCCCGCUAACAGUGAAGGUAGAUUAGCAUCCAAACAAUCCACAUCCUCUGAUGUAGUGCAUCAGAUGAUUAUCUACGGUUUCAACAAUCGGAAUGAGUUACAGAACUCGGAACAGAUUAGAAGCAUAAUCGAUCCUUCACAGCUAAUCGUAACAGUCGUUGUUGAGUCCUACCAAAGUACCGUAGGCAAUGCCGAUUGCUCUCAGACUGGUCUGAUCGUGGCAACUUCGGUUUUGGCAGUACUGUUCGCCCUAAGCGCUGGUAUUGCUGUCUUCCUUUAUCUUCGCUAUGUGCGACCUCUGAGGAACGCCUCAGCCGAUCGUUCGGACACGGUUCAGCUUGAGAACGACUUUGAAAUAUCUCCCCCACCUUCGCCACCAACCCUUGGGACCAAGCGAGUCGAGGAGGAAUCCUCCCCGGUGAAAAACGAACGAAAAAUUUCUCUUAUGAUCGAAGGGAUCACCGAUCAAGAAUCUGAAGACACCUACCAGGUCCCGACGAUGGAUCGGUUGGCACGAUCCCUGGAUGAUCGUCUCGAACGGGUGGAUGAGUACGGCACGAUUUCCUCCCGAGAUGUCCUGUCGCUAGACAACGAUGGGUCCUACAUAUCCGAGCCGAAAAGUGUCACCUUCAACGAACUGGUCGAGCGGAUAGAAGUCGUGGGGAGUGAUUCUCGGGAAGAAUUGGAAGACGGCAAUGAAGUAUUCAAUGAGCGGUUUUAGGUGGUUUUUUUUUAUUAACUCAAUGCUGUAAAUUUAUUUAUUAAAAUCUAUGUUUCAUACAUCUGAA
Molecule: messenger RNA, 6774 nt
Organism: Uranotaenia lowii
Lineage: Eukaryota; Metazoa; Arthropoda; Insecta; Diptera; Culicidae
Product: protocadherin Fat 3-like
Exons: 9
Coding region: 255-6707 (2150 amino acids)
Biological process (GO): homophilic cell-cell adhesion
Cellular component (GO): plasma membrane; catenin complex
Molecular function (GO): calcium ion binding; cadherin binding
Source: RefSeq, a predicted model, not a curated record